Molecule: messenger RNA, 15237 nt
Organism: Coregonus sp. 'balchen'
Lineage: Eukaryota; Metazoa; Chordata; Actinopteri; Salmoniformes; Salmonidae
Source: the annotation of a GenBank genome assembly
AUGGAACACACCAUCAUCACAGGUAAAAUAUUCCCUGGGGAUUUCCUUUUCUCAUUACACAAAGAACAAUAAGGCUGCGGUGCAUACAAGGAAACGAUCCGGCAGCAUUCCCUCAAAGUCAAUGAAGUGUCAUUCCCUGAAACAAGGAAGAAUGAUGGUGAGAAUCUGUUUUAUUUCAAAUGACCUUAGUCAUGUUUAGAGUUAGGGACCUUCAUUUUUUACUGAAACUUCCCUAUGGAGGUCGUUUCAACAGACUAUAGCUAGCUCUGGGGGUCUACCCAAUGGACCAAUUUGACUUUACAAAAGUAAAGUUUGUGACUUGAUAUCAGUGCUUUACGAUACAAUCCUAAAGCACAUAUUUCAAUCACAAUGCACAAGUCUGUUGCAUGAUGUCAAUUUCCCUAAUUCAAAUAUCGUAAAGCUGCAAUCUUAGAAAAAAAGGUUCCAAAAGGGUUAUUCGGCUGUCCCCAUAUAAAUCGUGCUGGUUGUAAGUGCACCAUUUCAGUAGUACACAGCAGCUCAAAAUAAAGUAAUUCAUCCAUUCUUGUAUUAUUGUUAUCCCAGACCGUAGACCAUGCAGGCAUAAUCAUCACAAUCAUUUAACUCAUCAUACUGCAAAAGGGUUCUAGCAGGAAACAGCUGGCCUGAAUAUAGAGUAGCCAGGUGAUUGUAAAUUAUUAUAUUUUUCAAAUACCAUUUAUCUUGAUUGACUCAAAAGUAACACAUUAAAUAAUAUUAUCAAUCAAUGAUCGAUUUGGUCAAGGCCAGGCCAGACAUGCGGAAAGAAGGAACGCCUGACAGACGUCAGAUAAUAGGGUGAGGCUUUGCAACAUUGACUAUAAAUAGAACUGUUAGCUCUAUACAUCUUCAGACAACAGUUUACUUCUCAACAAGACUUCACAACAAGAGUUGUUAAAACAAAGGUAAGAUUGAAUAAAAUAAAAUAAAUGUUGCUAUAUGUUUCUCUUGUCUGGUCUGAUAAUCAGGUUAUAUUUUAGUUUUUCUGUUCUCCAUGGUAAUUCUGAUCCAUGCAUGAAUGUUUUAUUAAUAAGGAUGUCAAAUGAUUCAAACAUUUAAUUGAUUUAAUCACAGGAUUUGCUGUGAUUAAUCGCAAUUAAUCGUAAAUUAUUCAGAAUUUGCUCAAACUAAGCUGUAUAAGAUGUUUUCAGUGCAUUUUCAACGCUUUCAGACAAUGCGGUUAAUCACAAGAGGAAAAAAAGAGUGCACUAAAAUUACAUAGAGUUAACUCGAGUUAACUGAUUUACUCUGACAGCCCUAGUUUUUAUUAUUAAUAUUGUGUGCAAAAGUAUUUCGUGAUUUUUUUGUUGUUGAGAUGUCUCUGUAGUUCUCUCUCACAAUCUGAAAAGCAGCUAUAAGCAAAAGAUGUGCACAUUACAUUGAAGAGAGCAGCAUGUUUUUUUAAGGAUGGUAAACUGAUAAACCCCUUUCUGCUUUUCAGAGAUGAAGUUGUUUCCCUCUCUCCUGGCAUUGUGGCUGUGCCUGAUGUUCAUCCAGCUAGCCCUGUCUACAGAGGACAGUUUGGGUGGCCCUUUCAUUCACAGUUCAAUAGAGGAGGCAAAGAGACUCGUAGAUGAAGCCUACAAGUACUCCAGAGAAAAGUCAGUAAACCUGACAGUUGACCUCUUCAGAUCUCUGUCUUUGUAAAUUGUGUAAAAUUGAAAUAACCAGCACUAGUGUCUUAUGCAACUAACACAAUUGUCUCACUCAGUCGAAGAAACUGAUUUACACUAGCCUUGUCUCACUCAGUCGAAGAAACUGAUUUGCACUUUCUUAUUUUUUAAUUCGCUUUAUUUUUUCCUUUUGUAUUUCCUUUAGAAAAUAAUGGGUUCAUCAUUUCUAUUUCUCAUAAGUUCUUAUGAUUAGUACAAUAAAUCUGCCUCUGUACAGAGAUUCUAUUCAACUGCAGGAGCUUGUUUCUGUUCAUAACUCUGUCAUCUGCUUGUCCAGUGGUGGAAAAAGUACCCAAUUGUCAUACUUGAGUAAAAAUAAAGAUACCUUAAUAGAUAAUAAGUCACCCAGUAAAAUUCUACUUGAGUAAAAGUAUUUAGUUUUAAAUUUACUUAAGUAUCAAAAGUAAAUGUAAUUGGUAAAAUAUAUUUAAGUAUCAAUAGUAAAAGUAUAAAUAAUUUCAAAUUCCUUACAUUAAGCAAACAAGAUGGCCACCAUUUUCUUGUUUUUUAAAUUUACAGAUAGUAAGGGGCACACUCCAACACUCAGACAUAAUUUACAAAUGAGGCAUUUGUGUUUAGUGAGUCCGCCAGAUCAGAGGCAGUAGGGAUGACCAGGGAUGUUCUCUUGAUAAGUGUGUGAAUUGGACCAUUUUCCUGUCCUGCUAAGCAUAAAAAAUGUAACAAGUACUUUUGAGUGUCAGGGAAAAUGUAUGGAGUAAAAAGUAGAUUAUUUUCUUUAGGAAUGUAGCGGAGUAAAAGUACAAGUUGUCAAUAUUAUAAAUAGUAAAGUAAAGUACAGAUACCCCAAAAAACUACUUAAGUAGUACUUUAAAGUAUUUUUACUUAAGUACUUUACACCACUGUGCUUGUCCAUAUCUUAGGAGUCUGGAGAGAGUGCGUGGACAGUCCACAAGGCCCUCAGAUGUCCUGCGUCUCAUGAAGCAGCCUGCCAGGGACACGCGCUCUGCUGUACGGUCUGCAGACUACCUGGAGAACACCCUGAGACUGAUCCAUGAGAAAGUCCACCGCAACCACAGGCUGCACAAACGCUCACUCAACGCAACAGGUCAGUUUCACACAAAUACACAUAACCACGUACACACAAACACACAUACACUCAGACACACACACACCCAUCCACACACAAACACAUCCACACAUUAUUCCUUAUCUCUUGUUUCUCAGACUCCUCACAACACAGGAGCUAGACACCAUUGCCCGGGUAACCGGCUGUGCAGCUCGUGUCAGCAUACCCUCCUGCCACACCACACCCAACGUUAACAAGUACCGCACAGCCACCAGUGUCUGCAACAACCUGUAAGAGCACCAGGGGCAUGACAGGUUUUAUACUUUGACGCAACAAUUUCAAAGCCUUGUGCACAGUAGUUGUAUAAGGUGGAAUAUAAAGGUAAGUGCAAUCAGUGUAGGUCUGAGGUCUGGCUAUGCAGUCAUAGGUCACAGGAGAUGUGGCCUUAUACAGGUAACUGCCAAAAUAAAGGAAACACCAACAUAAAGUGUAUUAAUAUGGCGUUGGGCCACCACGAUCCGCCAGAAAGGCUUCAAUGCACCUUGGCAUAUAUUCUACAAGUGUCUGGAACUCUAUUGGAGGGAUGUGACACCAUUCUUCCACGCGAAAUUCCAUAAUUUGGUGUUUUGUUGACGGUAGUGGAAAAAACUGUCUCAGGCACUGCUCCAGAAUCUCCCAUAAGUGUUGAAUUGGGUUGAGAUCUGGUGACUGAGGCAGCCAUGACAUAUGGUUUACAUAAUUUUCAUGCUCAUCAAACCAUUCAGUGACCACUCGUACUGUGCCCUGUGGAUGGGGGCAUUGUCAUUCUAUAGGGGCAUAGCUAUGGUAGCCAAAAUAAUGGCAUGCCCAGCAUUUUUAUACAUGACCCUUAUCAUGAUGGGAUGUUAAUUGCUUAAUUAACUCAGGAACCACACCUGUGUGGAAGCACCUGCUUUCAAUAUACUUUGUAUCCCUCAUUUACUCAAGUGUUUCCAUUAUUUUGGCAGUUACCUGUACCUUGAGUUUCUCAAGUGAGGUUUCUCUAUUCUGAUUUGUAUUUUCUUCAUUCUUCUUAGGAAGUACCCUCGUCUUGGAGCCUCAAACACCCCCUUCACUCGUUGGCUGCCUGCUCAGUAUGACGAUGGGGUCUCUAGACCCAAAAUCUGGGACCCAAACAGGAGCUUCAACAACUUUGUGCUCCCUCUGGUAUGAUGACAAUAAAUAUACAUAGUUGGAAUAACUGCUACUAUUUCACCACAAGUUAGAUAUAAAGUAAUAUAAUUGUCUUUCAUUGUUCUCCCUCUGCCCUCUUUCCCUCCCUGUGUGCAGGUAAGGGAGGUCUCUAACCAUAUCCUGGCAACCAAUGACGCCGGUGUAGAGAGAGAUCGCGAGUUCACACACAUGGUCACCAUUUUUGGCCAGUGGAACGACCAUGACCUGACAUUCACGCCCAAAUCCCCCAGCAUCCGCGCCUUCAGCAACGGCCUGGACUGUGAUCAGAGUUGUGAACGCUCCGAACCCUGUUUCCCCAUCCAGGUCAGUCCCCGCUCUCACAUCACAUCCCACAGCCCAAUACUUACAGCAGGCACUAUGACUAUACAGUCACCCCUGUAUAUCUGGACCUUUUCUAUCCAUGGUCAAUGGAUUAUUUAAGCAAUAAGGCCAGAGGAGGUGUGGUAUAUAGCCAAUAUACCACGGCUAAGGGACGUUCUUCGCACGACGCAACACGGAGUGCCUGGACACAGCCCUUAGCCGUGGAAUAUUGGCCAUAUAUCACAAACCCCCGAGAUACCUUAUUGCUAUUAUAAACUUGUUACCCAACAUAAUUAGAGCAAUAAAAAUAAGCGUUUUGUCAUACCCGUGGUAUACGUUCUGAUAUACCACAGCUGUCAGUCAAUCAGCAUUCAGGGCUCAAACCCCCCAGUAAUAGUUCUUCAACCUCCGUCUUGUCCUCCAUGACCAGAUUCCUCUCAAUGACCCACGCUUGCCCACUGGCCCAGACAGCUGCAUCCCAGUCUUCCGAUCAGCGCCCGUGUGCGGCACAGGAAAGUCUGCUUUCAAUUUCGGUGACAUGGCCAACAGGAGGGAGCAGAUCAAUGCCCUGAAUGCCUUCCUGGACUUGGGGCAGGUGUACGGCUCUGAGGAGGGGUUGGCGCGUGACUUACGUGACCUCACCAACGAUGGAGGCCUGCUGCGUGUCAACAAAGAGUUCAAAGACAAAGGACGCGAGUUUCUACCUUUCACUGACGUGAAGGGGAACAUGUGUGCAACCCGCGGGAGAAUCACCUAAGUCACCAAUGCCACGGAGGUGCCCUGCUUCAUUGCAGGUUAGCCUUUCAACUCUGUUUGUCCGAAGAGUAGACCAAUGUAUAUUUAGGUUAAAGUGUAAGAAACAGAAUGAUGACAAAAAGCGAUAGAACUUUGACUAGAGGAAGUCUUUGACUUUCAUGUAUAAUAGUUGUCCAGAUACAGAAACACAAUGUGCAUGAUGUUAAUCUCAAUCACUAUUUGGCCUCACCUAUAAGUCUCUGUCUUCCAGGUGAUACUCGUGUGGAUGAAAACAUAGCUUUGACAUCCAUUCACACAAUGUUCAUGCGUGAGCACAACCGUCUGGCCCGUGCCCUGCGUCGUCUCAACCCACAUUGGGACGGUGACACACUCUAUCAGGAGGCCCGCAAGAUCAUGGGCGCCUACGCACAGGUACCAGUAACAGACUCAUAUCACCAUAUGAUGUCAUCUCCUUCUCUCCGCUAUAGGUCCAGUGCUCUCUAACACACACUCUCCUUCCCUCUGCUUCUCCUCCUCACACACAUACAGUAAACAGUCUUUGAUCUUCUCACGUUGACACAGCUUCCCUGUCACAUAAACACCUCAAAAUGAAUGUACUCUCACUCUCUUCUUCACCCUCCCUCCCAGGUGUUUGUGUUCAGGGACUACCUGCCGCACAUUGUGGGUCCAGAUGCCAUGGCCCGGUAGCUCGGCCGUUACCCUGGCUACAAUGAGACGAUUGAUCCCAGCAUUGCCAACGUGUUUGCGACAGCAGCUUACCGCUUUGCCCACCUGGCCAUCCAGCCCAUGCUGUCCCGCCUGGACAGCAACAACAGGGAGAAUCCCAGGUUCCCCAGCGUGCCCCUUUUCAAGGCCUUCUUCACCCCCUGGAGGCUGGUGUUUGAGGGUGAGUGGUGGUGGGUCACAUAGGAAUGCUUUGCAGACCCCUUGCCAGUUGUAAACUAAUUCACUCUCUGGAUUAUUAACAGUCUAUGAUGGGGGGAAAGGUAAAAAACAACAACAUCCUAUUCUCUGUCUGUCCUCCUUUAGGUGGUAUCGACCCUCUGAUCCGAGGUUUGGUGGGUCGGCCUGCUAAGCUGAACACCCAGGACCACAUGAUGGUGGAUGCUCUGAGGGAAAAACUAUUCCAGUUUAUAAGCCACCUGGCUCUGGACCUGGGCUCCCUCAACAUGCAGCGUGGACGUGACCAUGGCCUGCCUGGUACACACCCUCCACAUUCCAUCUAUACCGUUAUACUGCUACCACAGAUAAACACAUCUAUACUGUUAUACUGCUCCACAGAUAAACACAUCUAUACUGUUAUACUGCUCCAUAGAUAAACACAUCUAUACUGUUAUACUGCUCCACAGAUAAACACAUCUAUACUUUUAUACUGCUACCACAGAUAAACACAUCUAUACUGUUAUACUGCUCCACAGAUAAACACAUCUAUACCGUUAUACUGCUCCACAGAUAAAUACAUCUAUACUGUUAUACUGCUCCACAGAUAAACACAUCUAUACUGUUAUACUGCUCCACAGAUAAAUACAUCUAUACUUUUAUACUGCUACCACAGAUAAACACAUCUAUACUGUUAUACUGCUCCACAGAUAAACACAUCUAUACUGUUAUACUGCUCCACAGAUAAACACAUCUAUACUGUUAUACUGCUCCAUAGAUAAACACAUCUAUACUGUUAUACUGCUCCACAGAUAAACACAUCUAUACUUUUAUACUGCUACCACAGAUAAACACAUCUAUACUGUUAUACUGCUCCACAGAUAAACACAUCUAUACCGUUAUACUGCUCCACAGAUAAAUACAUCUAUACUGUUAUACUGCUCCACAGAUAAACACAUCUAUACUGUUAUACUGCUCCACAGAUAAAUACAUCUAUACUUUUAUACUGCUACCACAGAUAAACACAUCUAUACUGUUAUACUGCUCCACAGAUAAACACAUCUAUACUGUUAUACUGCUCCACAGAUAAACACAUCUAUACUGUUAUACUGCUCCACAGAUAAAUACAUCUAUACCGUUAUACUGCUCCAUAGAUAAACACAUCUAUACUGUUAUACUGCUCCACAGAUAAACACAUCUAUACUGUUAUACUGCUACCACAGAUAAACACAUCUAUACUGUUAUACUGCUCCACAGAUAAACACAUCUAUACUGUUAUACUGCUCCAUAGAUAAACACAUCUAUACCGUUAUACUGCUCCACAGAUAAACACAUCUAUACUGUUUAUACUGCUCCAUAGAUAAACACAUCUAUACUGUUAUACUGCUACCACAGAUAAACACAAUCUAUACUGUUAUACUGCUCCACAGAUAAACACACUAUAGCAUGUUAUAACUGCUCCACAGAUAAACACAUCUAUACUGUUAUACUGCUCCACAGAUAAACACAUCUAUACUGUUAUACUGCUCCACAGAUAAACACAUCUAUACUGUUAGUACUGCUCCACAGAUAAACACAUCUUACUGUUAACUGCUCCACAGAUAAACACAUCUAUACCGUUAUAACUGCUACACACAGAUAAACACAUUCUAUACUGUUAUACGGCUCCACGAUAAACACAAUCUAUAACUGUAUACUGCUCCACAGAUAAACACAUCUAUACUGUAUACUGCUCCAAGAUAAACACAUCUAUACCUGUAUACUGCUACCAUAGAUAAAACACACCUCUAUACUGUUAUACUGCUACCACAGAUAAACACAUCUAUACUGUUAUACUGCUACCACAUAUAAACACAUCUAUACUGUUAUACUGCUCCACAGAUAAACACAUCUAUACUGUUAUACUGCUCCACAGAUAAACACAUCUAUACUGUUUACUGCUCCACAGAUAAACACAUCUAUACUGUUAUACUGCUCCACAGAUAAACACAAUCUAUACCGUUAUACUGCUCCACAGAUCAACAAAUCCUAUACUGUUAUAACUGCUACCACAGAUAAACACAUCUAUACUGUUAUACUGCUCCAUAGAUAAACACAUAUAUACUGUUAUACUGCUCCAUAGAUAAACACAUCUAUACUGUUAUAACUGCUCAUAGAUAAACACAUCUAUACUGUUACCACAGACAAACAUCUAUACUGUUAUACUGCUCCACAGAUAAACCACAUCUAUACUGUUAUACUGCUCCACAGAUAAACACAUCUAUACCUGUUAUACUGCUACCCACAGAUAAACACAUCUAUACUGUUAUACUGCUCCACAGAUAAACACAUCUAACGUUAUACUGCUACCACCAUAAACACAUCUAUACUGUUAUACUGCUCCACAGAUAAACACAUCUAUACUGUUAUACUGCUCCACAGAUAAACACAUCUAUACUGUUAUACUGCUACCACAGAUAAACACAUCUAUACUGUUAUACUGCUACCACAGAUAAACACAUCUAUACUGUUAUACUGCUACCACAGAUAAACACAUCUAUACUGUUAUACUGCUCCACAGAUAAACACAUCUAUACUGUUAUACUGCUCCACAGAUAAACACAUCUAUACUGUUAUACUGCUCCACAGAUAAACACAUCUAUACUGUUAUACUGCUCCACAGAUAAACACAUCUAUACCGUUAUACUGCUCCACAGAUCAACAAAUCUAUACUGUUAUACUGCUACCACAGAUAAACACAUCUAUACUGUUAUACUGCUCCAUAGAUAAACACAUCUAUACUGUUAUACUGCUCCAUAGAUAAACACAUCUAUACUGUUAUACUGCUCCAUAGAUAAACACAUCUAUACUGUUACCACAGACAAACAUCUAUACUGUUAUACUGCUCCACAGAUAAACACAUCUAUACUGUUAUACUGCUCCACAGAUAAACACAUCUAUACUGUUAUACUGCUACCACAGAUAAACACAUCUAUACUGUUAUACUGCUACCACAGACAAACACAUCUAUUCUGUUAUACUGCUCCACAGAUAAACACAUCUAUACUGUUAUACUGCUCCACAGAUCAACAGAUCAACACAUCUAUACUGUUAUACUGCUCCAGAGAUAAACACAUCUAUACUGUUAUACUGCUCCAUAGAUAAACACAUCUAUACCGUUAUACUGCUACCACAGAUAAACACAUCUAUACUGUUAUACUGCUCCACAGAUAAACACAUCUAUACUGUUAUACUGCUCCAUAGAUAAACACAUCUAUACCGUUAUACUGCUACCACAGAUAAACACAUCUAUACUGUUAUACUGCUCCAUAGAUAAACACAUCUAUACUGUUAUACUGCUCCACAGAUAAACACAUCUAUACUGUUAUACUGCUCCACAGAUAAACACAUCUAUACCGUUAUACUGCUCCACAGAUCAACAAUCUAUACUGUUAUACUGCUCCACAGAUAAACACAUCUAUACCGUUAUACUACUCCACAGAUAAACACAUCUAUACUGUUAUACUGCUCCACAGAUAAACACAUCUAUACUGUUAUACUGCUCCACAGAUAAACACAUCUAUACUGUUAUACUGCUCCAUAGAUAAACACAUCUAUACCGUUAUACUGCUCCACAGAUAAACACAUCUAUAUUGUUAUACUGCUCCAUAGAUAAACACAUCUAUACUGUUAUACUGCUCCAUAGAUAAACACAUCUAUACUGUUAUACUGCUCCAUAGAUAAACACAUCUAUACUGUUAUACUGCUACCACAGAUAAACACAUCUAUACUGUUAUACUGCUACCACAGAUAAACACAUCUAUACUGUUAUACUGCUCCACAGAUAAACACAUCUAUACUGUUAUACUGCUCCACAGAUAAACACAUCUAUACUGUUAUACUGCUCCACAGAUAAAACACAUCUAUACCGUUAUACUGCUCCACAGAUCAACAAAUCUAUACUGUUAUACUGCUACCACAGAUAAACACAUCUAUACUGUUAUACUGCUCCAUAGAUAAACACAUCUAUACUGUUAUACUGCUCCAUAGAUAAACACAUCUAUACUGUUAUACUGCUCCAUAGAUAAACACAUCUAUACUGUUACCACAGACAAACAUCUAUACUGUUAUACUGCUCCACAGAUAAACACAUCUAUACUGUUAUACUGCUCCACAGAUAAACACAUCUAUACUGUUAUACUGCUACCACAGAUAAACACAUCUAUACUGUUAUACUGCUACCACAGACAAACACAUCUAUUCUGUUAUACUGCUCCACAGAUAAACACAUCUAUACUGUUAUACUGCUCCACAGAUCAACAGAUCAACACAUCUAUACUGUUAUACUGCUCCAGAGAUAAACACAUCUAUACUGUUAUACUGCUCCAUAGAUAAACACAUCUAUACCGUUAUACUGCUACCACAGAUAAACACAUCUAUACUGUUAUACUGCUCCACAGAUAAACACAUCUAUACUGUUAUACUGCUCCAUAGAUAAACACAUCUAUACCGUUAUACUGCUACCACAGAUAAACACAUCUAUACUGUUAUACUGCUCCAUAGAUAAACACAUCUAUACUGUUAUACUGCUCCACAGAUAAACACAUCUAUACUGUUAUACUGCUCCACAGAUAAACACAUCUAUACCGUUAUACUGCUCCACAGAUCAACAAAUCUAUACUGUUAUACUGCUCCACAGAUAAACACAUCUAUACCGUUAUACUACUCCACAGAUAAACACAUCUAUACUGUUAUACUGCUCCACAGAUAAACACAUCUAUACUGUUAUACUGCUCCACAGAUAAACACAUCUAUACUGUUAUACUGCUCCAUAGAUAAACACAUCUAUACCGUUAUACUGCUCCACAGAUAAACACAUCUAUAUUGUUAUACUGCUCCAUAGAUAAACACAUCUAUACUGUUAUACUGCUCCAUAGAUAAACACAUCUAUACUGUUAUACUGCUCCAUAGAUAAACACAUCUAUACUGUUAUACUGCUACCACAGACAAACACAUCUAUACUGUUAUACUGCUCCACAGAUAAACACAUCUAUACUGUUAUACUGCUCCACAGAUAAACACAUAUAUACUGUUAUACUGCUACCACAGAUAAACACAUCUAUACUGUUAUACUGCUACCACAGACAAACACAUCUAUUCUGUUAUACUGCUCCACAGAUAAACACAUCUAUACUGUUAUACUGCUCCACAGAUCAACAGAUCAACACAUCUAUACUGUUAUACUGCUCCAGAGAUAAACACAUCUAUACUGUUAUACUGCUCCAUAGAUAAACACAUCUAUACCGUUAUACUGCUACCACAGAUAAACACAUCUAUACUGUUAUACUGCUCCAUAGAUAAACACAUCUAUACUGUUAUACUGCUCCAUAGAUAAACACAUCUAUACCGUUAUACUGCUCCACAGAUAAACACAUCUAUACUGUUAUACUGCUACCACAGAUAAACACAUCUAUACUGUUAUACUGCUCCACAGAUAAACACAUCUAUACCGUUAUACUGCUCCAUAGAUAAACACAUCUAUACUGUUAUACUGCUCCACAGAUAAACACAUCUAUACCGUUAUACUGCUCCUGUCACGAUGUUAGAAAUGGUGUGGUGUGGAAUCAAGCGCAGAAGCAGAUGGACAGUCCAACAAGACUUUACUGUAGAGUGCAAAAAUAAAUCCAACAAAGCCAGAGGCCAAAAAGACGCACACAGGCGUCAAAACACGAGCGCACACACAGGGCGCAAAACUCUCCUCAACCGAGGAGGUAGCUCAAUGGUAAAGGCGUACCGAAACACGGGUAACGCACGAACACCUGACACAAAACAAUAAACGAUACGUAACGUCCUCAGACAAUGACUGACAAGGAACAAAAACCCACAAACACAAGGUGAACACAGACAGUUUAAAUAUGGCUCCCAAUCAGAGAUAACGAGCCAACAGCUGACACUCGUUACCUCCGAUUGGGAGUCAUUUGACCAAACAAGGAAAACACAACCAAUGACAACCCAACCAAACCAAACACAACCAAAACGAACACACCCUGGCUCAAAAUACAAAGUCCCGGAGCCAGAGCGUGACAGUACCCCCCCCUAAAGGCGCGGACUGCGACCGCGCCUCCAAAACCCCAAAUAGGGGAGGGCUGGGUGGGUGUUGCUCCUCGGAGGCGGCUCCGGCUCCGGGCUUGACCACCACCCUACUUCAAUCCCCCCGUAAUUUUCCCGAUCCGAUCUGACCCAGCUGGCUGGAUCAGGACUGACGACGCGCACCCCUGGCUUAGCGCGUGAGGCAGGAACGGACCGGACCUGGCUGACGAUACGCACCCUAGGCUUGGUGCGUGGAGCCGGAACGGACCUCACCAGGCUGACGACUCGCAUCCCUGGCUUGGUGCGAGUAGCAGGAAUGGGCUGGACCAGGCUGACGACUCGCACCCUUGGCUUGGUGCGAGUAGCAGGAACAGGCUGGACCAGGCUGACGACUCGCACCCUUGGCUUGGUGCGAGUAGCAGGAACGGGCUGGACCAGGCCGACGACUCGCAUCCCUGGUUUGGUGCGAGUAGCAGGAACGAGCUGGACCAGGCUGACGACUCGCAUCCCUGGUUUGGUGCGAGUAGCAGGAACGGGCUGGACCAGGCUGACGCCUCGCACCCCUGGCUUGGUGCGAGUAGCAGGAACGGACCUCACCAGGCUGACGACUCGCAUCCCUGGUUUGGUGCGAGUGGCAGGAACAGGCCGGGUCGGGCUGGCGACGCACACCGUAGGCUUUGUGCGUGGAGCAGGGACAGGCCGGGCUGGGCUGGCGACGCACCUCGUAGGCUUGGUGCGUGGAGCAGGGACAGGCCGGGCUGGGCUGUCGACGCACACCACUGACUUGGUGGGAAUGGCAGGAACCGGCCGGGCUGGGCUGACGACGCGCACCACUGACUUGGUGGGAAUGGCAGGAACAGGCCGGGCUGGGCUGACGACACGCACCACUGCCUUGGUGGGAAUAGCAGGAACAGGCCGGACCGUACUGGGGACACACACUACUGGCCCCACGCAGGGAUCAGGAACGGGCCGGACCGGACUGGUUACACACCCCAGUACCUCUCGCCGUGCCUCCACACUUUCCCUCUCCUCUGUGCCCAGUGGCCCCCCUAACCUGGCGGCCUUCUCUGCCAACGCUUUGCACCGCUCUAACCCGUACACCUGCUGCCCCGACGUCGUGAGCCCCCCCCUAAAAAUUUCCUGGGGGUCUCUCCUCCCCGUGGCCCAGGCCUCUCUCCCUCUUGCCAGACUCGCAAUCAUCUCCUCCCACGUCCAUCCUCUCUCCUCGUCACGCUGCUUGAUCUGGUUAAGGUGGGUUUUUCUGUCACGAUCGUUGGUUAGAGAGGACCAAGGCGCAGCGUGUUGAGCGAACAUACUUUAAUAGUAAAGUGCACACACGAAUACAAAACAAUAAACGAUACGUAACGUCCUCAGACAAUGACUGACAAGGAACAAAAAACCCCAAACACAAGGUGAACACAGACAGUUUAAAUAUGGCUCCCAAUCAGAGAUAACGAGCCGACAGCUGACACUCGUUACCUCCGAUUGGGAGUCAUUUGACCAAACAAGGAAAACACAACCAAUGACAACCCAAACAAACCAAACACAACCAAAACGAACACACCCUGGCUCAAAAUACAAAGUCCCGGAGCCAGAGCGUGACAGCUCCAUAGAUAAACACAUCUAUACUGUUAUACUGCUACCACAGAUAAACACAUCUAUACUGUUAUACUGCUCCAUAGAUAAACACAUCUAUACUGUUAUACUGCUCCACAGAUCAACACAUCUAUACUGUUAUACUGCUCCACAGAUAAACACAUAUAUACUGUUAUACUGCUACCACAGAUAAACACAUCUAUACUGUUAUACUGCUCCACAGAUAAACACAUCUAUACCGUUAUACUGCUACCACAGAUAAACACAUCUAUACUGUUAUACUGCUCCACAGAUAAACACAUCUAUACUGUUAUACUGCUACCACAGAUCAACACAUCUAUACUGUUAUACUGCUCCACAGAUAAACACAUCUAUACUGUUAUACUGCUCCAGAUAAACACAUCUAUACUGUUAUACUGCUACCACAGAUAAACACAUCUAUACUGUUAUACUGCUCCACAGAUAAACACAUCUAUACUGUUAUACUGCUCCACAGAUAAACACAUCUAUACUGUUAUACUGCUCCACAGAUAAACACAUCUAUACUGUUAUACUGCUCCACAGAUAAACACAUCUAUACCGUUAUACUGCUCCACAGAUAAACACAUCUAUACUGUUAUACUGCUCCAGAUAAACACAUCUAUACUGUUAUACUGCUACCACAGAUAAACACAUCUAUACUGUUAUACUGCUCCACAGAUAAACACAUCUAUACUGUUAUACUGCUCCACAGAUAAACACAUCUAUACUGUUAUACUGCUCCAGAUAAACACAUCUAUACUGUUAUACUGCUACCACAGAUAAACACAUCUAUACUGUUAUACUGCUCCACAGAUAAACACAUCUAUACUGUUAUACUGCUCCACAGAUAAACACAUCUAUACUGUUAUACUGCUCCACAGAUAAACACAUCUAUACCGCUAUACUGCUCCACAGAUAAACACAUCUAUACUGUUAUACUGCUCCACAGAUAAACACAUCUAUACCGUUAUACUGCUACCACAGAUAAACACAUCUAUACUGUUAUACUGCUCCACAGAUAAACACAUCUAUACUGUUAUACUGCUCCACAGAUAAACACAUCUAUACUGUUAUACUGCUCCACAGAUAAACACAUCUAUACUGUUAUACUGCUCCACAGAUAAACACAUCUAUACCGUUAUACUGCUCCACAGAUCAACACAUCUAUACUGUUAUACUGCUCCACAGAUAAACACAUCUAUACUGUUAUACUGCUCCACAGAUAAACACAUCUAUACUGUUAUACUGCUACCACAGAUAAACACAUCUAUACUGUUAUACUGCUCCACAGAUAAACACAUCUAUACCGUUAUACUGCUCCACAGAUAAACACAUCUAUACUGUUAUACUGCUACCACAGAUAAACACAUCUAUACUGUUAUACUGCUCCACAGAUAAACACAUCUAUACUGUUAUACUGCUCCAUAGAUAAACACAUCUAUACCGUUAUACUGCUCCACAGAUAAACACAUCUAUAUUGUUAUACUGCUACCACAGAUAAACACAUCUAUACUGUUAUACUGCUCCACAGAUAAACACAUCUAUACUGUUAUACUGCUCCAUAGAUAAACACAUCUUUACCAUUCAACUCAUAUCCUUUACCUAUGUUAUAAUUUCUCCUUUGAUAUACUGUAUCUAUCAGUCUGUUCCAUUCAUGCAUUAUUUCCUUUCUCUAUCCUAACCUAG